UAUACCUGAUUGGCAAAACUGUUACAGGAAUAUAUGUUCAUGUAUAAUGUCAAACAAUUGGCCCAAAGAAUGGAUUUCAGUUGUUUUAUCAAGGUUUGAUCGAUUGCUUGAGUUAUCGGUGACCCAGAACACUUCUCUCACCUCGACCAUAGACAACCACAAAGCUUGUCUCAUCAAUAUAAGCCAAAGUAAAUGCUUGGCUGUCAUCAGAGGGUUGACCAGCAGUUUGAAGAAACUAUCAAAUAUCAGAAUCUAUGGAGAGAGACAAGAAUAUAAUCUUUACAACGCUCAAGUUGUUGUCUUGGAUUUGCUGGGGAAGUGUAUUGCAGUGAAGGAUCUUACAUUGGCUGGAGAUUCAGUGUUGAUGAGGUUGUUACUAUGUGAGUUCUUACACCAAUCCACCCCCGACAACCCAGCGUUAUCCCAACUUCAAUCAUCAGCAUCUCAUGUCUUGUAUCGCAUCAGUCGAAAUAAUUUCACUGUUGUCUUCGCAAGGAUAAGCUCAAGAUUGCAAGAGUUAACGCUGAGUAAUGAUGAGUUGGCAGAUUUGAGCGAUUUAUUUCUGAUUCAGCAUAUUUACCUCGAUCUUGAAAGAAUAAGCAAAAUAUUAGAAGAUGUUGCGAAAUGUUUCAAGUUAUUGCGACGACCGUUUCAGAACGCAUUGCUUAGUAUUUUGGACAAGGCAUUAUGUGACUGGUUGAGCUCUUUUCCAUUAGAUUUGAAUUUAUUGUACAAACCACAUGGUAGUGCUGGGGAAGCAUCUGCGGAACAGGUUGAAGAACAAAGGAAAAUGAACGCAACAUUAUCGUUCAACGCUGAGAUGUUGUUUCACAUGGUGGAUAAUUUCUCUGAAGGAAUUAAAAAGAAAUCUGUCCCAUAUUGGCCACUCCAGACUUCCCUGCUUAUCCUUUGCCCAGAACUUUUGAAACAGAUGGCUAAUAAUCCAGAUGAAGUCAAAAACACAAAGUUGGAAUUACUCCCCCACAUAAAGAAGUCGCUGUCCAACCCCACCUCCCGUCACCUCCACGAGUGUUGCAUCACAGCUAUUAUUCGCUUGUUUAAAGCAGCCACCUCUAUAUCGCCACCUAGUGAGGGGGAAGAUGGAUCACUGCAGAAGAUCGUGCGUGAACUGUUGCCUCUUGUUCAGUCGUUUUUGUUCGAAAAUGGAUCGAAAUUUGCGAAGGUUUGUUGCCGUGAUCUUCUAAUUGAUUGUUUUAUUUGUUCGUAUCGAUUGGAGCCUACGAAACAUAACCUGGCAAAGUUUUGUGCGUCAUCCGUGUCCAGUAUUCUCCAUAAGAUGGUGUGGAUGAACGCUCUGCUGUGCAUUUCAUCACAGCCCACCCACCCAUGGUGGCCAUGCAUGGAUGGGAUGUUGGUAUACGGACCCGAUGUUAGGAAAAUAUUCUAUGAUUGUUCAGCUAAAACACAAACAUUAUACCAGACCUCACCCAAGAAUGCACAGACACUUCGUGAAAAGAUGAACGUGAGUUUGAAACGCUCACAAGAUGAUUCACCAUCAUGUAAGGAUUUACUUCACGUGAUAUUACAACUUGUUCAUCAGAAUCCUUCCUUCAUUCUGCAUAACAUGGGUGGUUCCCCUCAACAGAUACACCAGAACCUAUCCGAGUUCUUCAAUACAUUGGUUUCACUCAUUGACUUGAAGAACACCCCAAACAUCCCAUGUUCGCUGGCAAGUCUUGAAGCAUUGGUGAGGUUGAACGAACCACAGUGUGUGGUGGGAUGGAAUCCAGAGUAUAUGAUGGUCACUUACUGGGAGAUUAGCUCGAAUGUGAUUCUAACGAUAUGUGAAAAAGUGCUGACUCAGCAAAUGAUGAUGUCACCUGACAUGCUCUCCCAUGCCAUCAAGUGGUUGAACAAGAUGCUUGCGUACAGGAUCGAGUUUCUCGUACAAAACCAUGACAAACCUGGUGUUAAUAAUAAAGCUGAUGUGGUGAAGAGGGCACAGUUGAAAACUGAGCUUGUGUUGUUGGAACAACUAUGGAAUUCCAACCCAGAGAUUGUGUUGAUUGCUCUUAAUUGCUUCCAUUGUCUUAAUGAAGAAAACGAGAUUAAGUGGUCAUUGAAUGAGUUCACAAUGGCUCGAUUGUUCCCCGACAAUCAUGAGGUAUACCACCACUUAUCCUCAUGUGAUGUAUGUGAAGAUGGAAUCCAAAUUAAAGUCGCCAAGAAAUUGAGACUCGUUAAUAAGUUUACCAGGGCUUGUUUGGAGGCAUGGGAAGAUACGCAAAGGAAAUGGGAAAUCCGAACAAACCAACUCCGGUCUAAGAAAGAUGAAAACAAUGUUGAAGUAUCAAUAGUUGGGAAGUCAAUGACCAGGAAAACAUUGUUUAAUAGGCAAGACUUGGUUGAAUGGACGAACGUUACACGAUACCUAUGUUCGCUUGGUGGGGUGUGCGUCAAGUAUGUGGAACCACCCCCCACCAACCAACAAUGCCUCGGCACCCAACGUACCAGUGUAAGUUCAACCCAAUCAAGUUGCCCCACACCCUCAGCUCUUGUGAUGUCACAAGAAACAGCUAUGGAGAAAAUUCCAGAGCGAAGCACGUCGUCGUCCGUCAACCGCGCAAAUACCUUUAUCAGCUCUCUACUGACACUAGUGGCCAAUAACGGCAGCAAUUUUCAUGACAUUAGUGAAAUAACGAGAGAUUUGUUGAGCAGCUCACUUCAUCCAUCUUUGAUCCCAACUCUACUUCUUGAGAUCAAACUUUAUUUGAAGAAUAAUUUGUUUGAUGCAUCAGAUCAUGUCGUGGGUGGGACAAGUAACGACCAUUUUGUUGGUAAUGUUAUUUUUAUUAUUGAGCGAGUAUUUGGGGAGUGUUCUGAAGGUGACCGUAAUUAUUUAAGUGAGGGAAGCGUGGAAGUGAUGCUGCUGCAUGUUGUAAGAUAUGUACGACACAUGGGAAGCAGUGGACUUGCGUUUAAACUAAGGAUCAGGUUUUGCAGCAUGAUUUGUAAGGUAAUGGAAAGAAAAGACGAUUUAUUUUUCUUGUUUGAGAUAAAGUUUCGCAACAAACUAGUUGAGCACGUAACUGAUUGGUUGAUGUGUUCGGCCAUUCAAACUGUGGAUAUUGAUAAACAUGUGUUGAGGUGGGUGGUUUAUCAUUAUAUGUGUAUAUACACCCUUGCAUGUUAUGAGGGUAUACCUCCUUCAUAAUAUACAACUUUUUUUUGUCUCUUUAAUUACUUU
Ciona intestinalis (vase tunicate) is the source of this 3208-nucleotide messenger RNA. NCBI's taxonomy places the organism in Eukaryota, Metazoa, Chordata, Ascidiacea, Phlebobranchia, Cionidae. The record is from RefSeq and is a predicted model, not a curated record.